Messenger RNA from Vigna unguiculata (cowpea), 3046 nucleotides. RefSeq names its product RNA-directed DNA polymerase (reverse transcriptase). Gene Ontology annotation, biological process: mitochondrial mRNA processing; homing of group II introns. Gene Ontology annotation, molecular function: RNA-directed DNA polymerase activity. Lineage: Eukaryota; Viridiplantae; Streptophyta; Magnoliopsida; Fabales; Fabaceae. Gene Ontology annotation, cellular component: mitochondrion. The record is from RefSeq and is a predicted model, not a curated record.
AGAAUACUCAACUUCGAUAAGAUUCAUUUCUUCAAAGAUAAAAUAAAGGUGAAAAUAUGCAAUGUAUGUCUCUUAUUUCUAGAACAAAGUGUAUUUUGUAAUUCUUACUCAAAGAAAGAAAAUUUGGUCUCUGUUUCUGUCUCUCAGUGUCUUCCAUGGUGGCACUGUUGCGCAUAAGAAGAAUCAUCAUCACCUGCAUCAACGCGCAAGGGUUUCCGUUCUCUCCUCACUCUUCUCCAAAAUCCAAACUUUUCUCAACAUUAGCGCUCCAACUCCAAUGGGAACCUCUCACCAAAUCCCAACUCAAGACCCUCGUUCUCAACCAGUACGCCCAUGGAAGCUUCACCAACCUCAUCCAAAACGUCGUCGCUUCACCCCUCGUCCUCUUCACCGCAUGCCAAAACCUCGCAGCCGCUCCCUUACGCCCGGCCUCGCUCCAGGGCCGCUUCAGCAUCGAGACCACGUCCCGGGAGCUCCGCGAAAACCGUUUCGACGUGGAAGCGUGUUGCGUCACACUAACGCCCUCCAGUAAAACCGCUUCUUCUUUGCCUUUGGUUUUACCCAAUUUGAAGCUCAAGGUUGUGGUUGAGGCCAUUCGGAUGGUGUUGGAAAUCGUGUACGACGAACGCUUCGCCACGUUUUGCUACGGUGGCCGCGUCGGAAUGGGACGACACACCGCCAUAAGGUACUUGAAAAACUCCGUCGAGAACCCUAGUUGGUGGUUCACCGUGAGGUUUAAGCCUCACGGGUUUGAACAUUUCCAUGUGGAGAAGCUGUGUUCUGUUAUUGAACGCAAAGUGAAGGAUGUCGUUUUCAUUGAUUUGAUAAAGAGGUUGUUUCAGUGCAAGGCUUUGGUGAUUGAAUUGGGUGGGGAUUGGCUGGGAAGGGGGCUUCCUCAGGAAUGUGGCUUGUGUUCUAUUUUGAUGAAUGUUUACUUUGAUGGCUUUGAUAAAGAGAUUCAAGAGAUGCGAUUGCGGGAGAAUCGAGAGAAUCGGGAAUUGGAUCCGAAGAUUAUUGGUUCAGGUUUGGAUUCUGAUGUAUUCUACAAGCCUAUGAAAGUAUAUGCGUUGAGGUACUUGGAUGAGAUACUUAUUGCCACAUCAGGGUCGAAGAUGUUGGCCAUGGAGUUGAGGAUGGCAGUUGUCAAGAGUUUGGAACUUGGUUUAGGUUUACGUGUUGAUAAGGUGAAUACUGCAAUUCAUAGCGCGGUGUCGGAGAAGAUUGUGUUUCUUGGGAUGGAGUUGCAAGCUGUUAGGCCUUCAGUUUUACGCCCACCCAUGUCAGAGAAAGCAAUCAGAGCACGAAAGAAGUACCUCAGGCAGAAAGAAGUUAGGGCUCUUGAAUUGAGAAAUGCCAGGGCAAGGAAUAGAAGGAAUUUGGGUUUGAAGAUAUUUAGUCAUGUUUAUAAAAAGGUCAAGCAGAGUGAUGGAUUUAAAUUUGAUUUUAGUAUUGAAAGCGAGGUCCGAGAUAUUUUUAGAUCUUGGGCUGAUGAAGUAGUGCAGGAGUUCUUGGGGAAUAUAGACGAGUGUCAAGAAUGGCAUCGAAGUCUUUCUUCUGGUGAUUUUCUUCAGUUGAGACACAUUAGGAAUCAAUUGCCACCUGAACUUGUUGAUGCUUACGAUAAGUUUCAGGAGCAAGUUGAUAAACAUUUGAAUGCUACAAAAGCUAGGAAGGAGAUUGAGGAAGAGGAAAGAAGAGUAAAGGAAGAAGAAGAACAGAGUUAUUCCAAAGGAACAGUUGAGGAUUUGACAAGCCUCUGUAUGAAAGUUGAGGCACCAGAGAUACUCAUAAGAAAGGCUGUGAAGUUGGUUGGGUUUACAAAUCAUAUGGGUCGACCGAGGCCAAUUGAAUUUCUGGUUGCACUUGAGGAUACCGAUAUUAUCAAGUGGUAUGCUGGCAUAGCAAGAAGGUGGCUCGAUUAUUUCUGCUGCUGCCACAACUUCAAGAUGGUCAAAACUAUUGUAUCUUAUCAUUUGAGGUUCUCUUGUAUCUUGACAUUAGCAGAGAAGCAUGAAUCCACCAAGCGUGAAGUGAUAAAACAUUUUAGCAAAGAUUUGAAGGUCUAUGAUAUGAAUGGAAAUCAUGAAGUGCAUUUUCCAACAGAAAGAGAGGUUAAGAUGAUGGGAGAUAGAAAUCUUUCUGAUCCAAAACCAGUAGAUGGGGCUUUAUCUUUGGCUGUAGUAAGGUUGGCAUCCGAUGAGCCUCCAUCACAAUGCAUUGCCCAUUUCUGUGACAAGACAACCACAAUCUUUUAUCGGGUCCAUUUGCUGCACAACAGAUUGAAUUUGAACUCAUCAGAGAAAGAAAAAUGGGUGCAAGGGAUGGGUGUAAUUCAUGAAAGCCUAAACCGUAAGUGCCUCCCUCUCUGUACUGAUCAUGUAAAUGAUUUGUACAUGGGGAGAAUCACACUCCAAGAUAUUGACUUUCCUUAUUGUGUCGAUGUGGACUGACUUUUGCUGCUAAUAUAUAUUUACUUCAGUUGGAAUCAAGAUGAGUCCUUUAUUCCUUCAUGAACUGAAAAAAGUUCUAGCAUGUUUGAAGUUUGUCCUUCGGUUAUUUUGAUUCAAUUUGUCUACCUCCUCAUGUGAUUCGGUUUGCAAGUAGUUCUUGUGGUGGUGAAUUGGUUUCAGCAGGGGAGAUAGUCUCUCAUAGGUUUUGCAGCUGGAUUGGUGGAAGGAACUGUGUUGAUGGUUAGUGUAACUGUAGGUGUGAUGACUGGUGCAGUUGAUGUUGGACUUGUGGGGGGAAACUGUAGUAGGCACGUUGCUGCACAUGAGCAAUGCAAUACGUUUGUCACGGUAAUGGAAAGUUCUUCACCAUGGAAGCUUUGUUCAGGGUAAAUACUGUAAAAUAUCGUUUGAUUCCUGACUCUUUCUUCAUGAUGUGAGUAUUGAAAUAUAAAUAAUUCAAGGAACUUACUACAUUAAAAGGUUGUAUUACUUUUUGAGGAUAAAAUGAUAUGCAUGCAUUUACACGGUAAUCUGAUAAAGCUUGGGAUUUUGUAUAAAAUGAAAAGCCAAGCAGGAGGGGAUAAUAGUGAUUGACU